Messenger RNA from Hemiscyllium ocellatum (epaulette shark), 2064 nucleotides. It is a transcript of the gene wnt7aa, whose product is annotated as wingless-type MMTV integration site family, member 7Aa. The transcript has 4 exons. The record is from RefSeq and is a predicted model, not a curated record. Bases 306 to 1355 code for a protein of 349 amino acids. Gene Ontology annotation, biological process: positive regulation of JNK cascade; neuron differentiation; canonical Wnt signaling pathway. Gene Ontology annotation, cellular component: extracellular region. Lineage: Eukaryota; Metazoa; Chordata; Chondrichthyes; Orectolobiformes; Hemiscylliidae. Gene Ontology annotation, molecular function: frizzled binding; cytokine activity.
ACCUGGGAGAAGAUCCAGCUCUCAUUGUGGGAAUGCCUGGACCCUGUGCGAUCUCCAUCCUAGCCUCCCAUUGCAAUCUCCAUACGUGUGACACGCAUACAGAUGAUGGAUAAUCUGUAACAAAAAAAAAGUGCAGGAUAUCGAUUCUCCACUGGGAUUUACCAUACACGCUGGUUUGAAUGUGGGUGCACAGGAGCUGAGAUCACUCGGGUCAGUUGGUCUCUCAGUACCUUGGACUUGUUUCUGCCUGGAACUCUGAUUAACAAGCAGACGAGAAGAAUUGCAGUCACCACCCAACCUUAAACAUGAACCGAAAAACGCGGCGCUGGCUCUUCCACAUUUUCCUCUGUGUGGGAAUCGUGUAUCUUAAAAUAGGUGGAUUCUCUUCGGUGGUGGCCCUGGGAGCGAACAUUAUCUGCAGUAAGAUACCGGGCCUGGCACCUCGUCAGCGGGCGAUCUGUCAGAGUCGCCCCGAUGCCAUCAUCGUCAUUGGAGAAGGGGCUCAGAUGGGAAUCAAUGAGUGUCAAUUUCAGUUCCGUUAUGGGCGAUGGAACUGCUCUGCACUCGGCGAAAGGACUGUUUUUGGCAAAGAGCUCAGAGUCGGAAGCAGAGAAGCAGCCUUCACCUAUGCUAUUAUUGCUGCUGGAGUAGCCCAUGCCAUUACUGCUGCAUGCACCCAGGGAAACCUGAGUGACUGUGGCUGUGACAAAGAAAAACAGGGUCACUACAAUCAGGAGGAAGGCUGGAAAUGGGGAGGCUGCUCUGCAGAUAUCAGAUAUGGAAUUGGAUUCUCCAAAGUAUUUGUAGAUGCAAGAGAAAUCAAACAGAAUGCCAGGACACUCAUGAACUUGCACAAUAAUGAGGCAGGGCGCAAGAUCCUCGGAGAAAAUAUGAAACUGGAAUGCAAAUGUCAUGGAGUGUCUGGAUCGUGUACUACUAAAACAUGCUGGACAAUGCUUCCUAAAUUCAGAGAACUGGGCUACAUCCUAAAAGAGAAAUACAAUGAAGCAGUUCAAGUUGAACCAGUAAGGACACAUCGAAACAAGAGACCAGUCUUCUUGAAGAUUAAAAAGCCACUUUCAUAUCGCAAACCUAUGGUUACAGACUUAGUCUACAUUGAGAAAUCCCCUAACUACUGCGAGGAAGACCCAAUCACAGGGAGCGUUGGGACACAGGGAAGAAUGUGUAACAAGACAUCCUCGCAAAAUAACAGUUGUGAUUUGAUGUGUUGCGGAAGAGGAUACAACACGCACCAGUAUUCCAGGGUCUGGCAGUGCAACUGCAAAUUCCACUGGUGCUGCUAUGUCAAAUGCAACACCUGCAGCGAAAGAACAGAAGUUUAUACAUGUAAAUGAAAUUAAAUCCUUUAUAGGGAGGACAGUCAUACCCUCCAAAGAAAAUACUCCUAAAUUUGCACAUGAUCUCAAUCUAGUGGCUGUGAGUUUGCAAAUAAUGUCUCGCUUUCCUAUAGAGUGCAAAAGCUUGAGGAUCCCUGUCUGAUAAUAUUGCCAGAUUGAUGAACCCAGCUGGAUUGCAAAGAGAAAAUAGCACCUGUUGCCAUCUCCAUAAAUAUAACUACACAGAUUUUAAAUACGUAAAGCCUAUUUCAAUUAGUGCAUUGAAAUAAAUCCAGGUCUGAACUGAAAAUGGCACAAGGUUGAAAAAGCCAUAGUGAAAUCAGCAGUAACUUGGCUUGAAAAUAAAACCCUUUAAAUAUGGACUAUAAACAUGACAGGGUUAACAAUGCCCUUGUGAGAAUUUCUGCUUUGAGUGUGGAUUAUGCAGAUUUAGGUUUCUGCAUUUGUGAAAAGCUUCUGCUUGUCUUGCCUGUCUGGAUCUCACAGGAUUGGCUACAACAAGUAUUACUGUUUUCAGUUUCCCAUAGACACUGACUUAUCAGCUUUUUCUUUUCUGCCACAUUUUUUCACAGCCAUUAAGAAAACCAUGGUGGACUGGGGCACUUGGACAUAAUGACUGACUAUACCAGCAACAUUAAGUAAAUAGUAACAACAAUAUUUAACAAUAUAUUUAGAGAAAAAGAAACUAAUAUUAAUUUAUUUAAAA